This is a messenger RNA of Lactuca saligna, 2898 nucleotides long. The record is from the annotation of a GenBank genome assembly. NCBI's taxonomy places the organism in Eukaryota, Viridiplantae, Streptophyta, Magnoliopsida, Asterales, Asteraceae.
AUGGGGACUCGGAAUGAUUUGGGGCUCCAUCUCAUUUUCACAAGUUUUUUCUUGCUUGCAACCACAUAUACUUGUUUGAGUGUUGAAAAUACUAGCAUCAUUUGCUUUGAGCAAGAGCGCCUUGCUCUUCUCAAGUUUAAACAUAGUGUGAAAGAUUUUUCUGGAAUGUUGUCAUCAUGGAUUGGCAAAGACUGUUGCAGGUGGGAAGGAAUCCAGUGUGACAGUCUCACUGGAAGAGUUGAAAGCCUGAAUCUCCAUUUCGUAGUUGGUAAUGAGGUGAAUUCUUCUUUAGUAGAAUUGAGGCAUCUAAAUCACUUGGACUUGAGUGAGAAUGAUUUUAGAGGAAGCCGCAUCCCUGAGUUUAUUGGAUCCUUCAAACAAAUGACAUACCUCAAUCUCUCGAAUGCUGGAUUUCGAGGUAUUAUUCCUCCUCACAUUGGAAAUCUUUCUAAUUUAAAGGUUUUGGAUCUCAGUUUGAACUACUACCUGAUGUCGGAUGAUAUGUCAUGGACUUUUGGCCUUCUAUCACUCCAGCAUCUCAACUUGAGUGAUGUGGAUCUUGGCGGAGCAAAGAACAUGGGCAUGGUGCUUUACAAUCUUCCUUCGUUAAAAGAGUUAAGUUUGCGUGGUUGUGGACUUUCUAAUCUUGGUCCUUUUCUUAAUUCAAGUAGAACACUUCCCAACAUCAAACACCUGGAUCUUAGCUUCAAUUCCUUCACAGGUCCACUUCCUGGCUUUUUUCAGAACUUGACAUCCCUGACAUUCCUGGAUCUUUCAAACUUUGAUCUUAGUUUGGCAUGGAACUUUGCAGACUUUCUAAAAAUGAUCCCUUCUUUAACAGAGCUGCACAUGUCACAUUGUGAGCUGAACAAGACAUUUUUGUCUUCCCCUCAUCUCAAUCUCAGUACUAUUUCUAACAUCCAACACCUGGAUCUUAGCGAUAAUUCAAUUGGAGGCAUAUUUCCAUCCAUUUUAACAAACAUGACUUCACUAAGAUUUCUUUAUCUUUCGGGAAACAUGUUGAGUUCAUCAGUUUCUACUAUGCCUAACCUUUUAGAGCUUGAUCUCUCGAACAACAGAUUGACAGGUCCAAUCCCUGAAUCUCUAAGAAGAUUAAGAUUCUUAGAGGUAUUAGAUCUAUCAUAUAACGAGUUCACAGGUCCUAUUCCAACAUUCUUUGGGAAACUCUCCAAACUUGACCUUUCUUUCAAUCAAUUGAAUGGUUCAAUUCCAGACUUCUUUGGAAAAUUAACAGAUUUAACUGAUCUGAAUCUAGGAUCCAAUCAGUUAAGGGGAGCUAUUCCGGUUUCAGUUGGGAAACUUUCCAAACUCCAUGCUCUAGAUAUCUCUUACAAUUCUUUGGAAGGAGUAGUUUCUGAAGCCCAUUUUGCUAAUCUUUCUAUGUUGAAGCAUUUGGAUACUUCUUAUAACACUAAACUGACAUUCAAAGUUUCACGUGAGUGGAUACCUCCAUUCCAAUUGGUGUCUUUUAAAAUCAUUUCUUGCAAUAUCGGAAGUGAAUUCCCGCAAUGGCUUCAAAAUCAAAGGACACUUGAGACGUUAGUGUUGUCGAAUGCUUCAAUUUCAGGACCUUUGCCCACAUGGUUGCGUGAGAUGCCUGUCAUUCCUUUCUUAGAUCUCUCUCACAACAAACUCAGUGGAUCUUUAACAAACCUUCCUAAUGGUGGAAACUUUUAUGUGUCUGGAUAUCGAGUUGACCGGGUAUUAUCUCUAGAAGAUAACCUUUUCAAUGAGUCGAUACCAAGGUCAUUGUGUAGAAGGACAGACUUGGAAAUACUUGAUCUUUCUAGAAAUAGGUUAACAGGGAAAAUUCCCAAGUGUCUUCAGAAUCUACAACAGUUGUUUGCGAUGAUAUUUAGCACAAAUCAACUCUCAGGUUUCAUUCCAAGUUUUAUAGCAUUUAAUUCUUCAUCGUUGGUUUGGUUACAAUUGAAUGACAAUAACUUUGUUGGUGAAGUCCCUCGAGAAUUGGGGAAGUUACGCAAUUUAAGUGUUCUAGAUUUGGGUGAUAAUAAUUUUUCUGGAAAUAUACCAGAUUGGAUUGGCGAAAACCUUCUAUCUUUGAUGGUCUUAAGGUUACACAAAAAUCACUUCACUGGAAAAAUUCCUCUAUCAUUAUGUAAAUGUUCAAAGCUUCAUAUUUUGGAUGUUGCAUACAACAACUUAACGGGAACCAUCCCUGCUUGUCUAGGAAACUUGGAUGCCAUGGCUAGCAAAUUAUCUGAGAGUGCGCAUGUUUAUGAAAGGGUGAUUCAAGUAAUCAAAGGUGUUGAUCUUGAAUAUACAACAACCUGGGAUAUAGUCUAUAACAUGGACCUUUCAAGCAAUAAACUUGUAGGAGAAAUACCUGUGGAGAUAACUGCGCUUUCUAUGUUGUUGGGUCUCAAUUUGUCAAAUAAUCAUCUCAGUGGGAGAAUUCCAGAAAACAUUGGAAACAUGAUGAGGUUAGAAUCUCUUGAUUUAUCUGGAAAUAAGUUGACCGGGAUGAUUCCUUCAAGCAUGGCAGCUUUGACUUUUUUGAGUCAUUUGAAUCUGUCACACAACAACUUGUGGGGAAGAAUUCCAACAGGCCAUCAGUUGCAGACCCUUAUUGAUGAUCCAUCAAUAUAUGCUGGGAACAGAGAUCUUUGUGGACCUCCAUUGACAAAGGAUUGCUCAAAGCAUGAAGACCAAACAACAACAAUAACAAUGCCCAAGAAGAAAUACAAACAGACUGAUGCGCCUACCAAAGCAUGGUUGAAGACAUGGUAUUACGUAGAUGUAACGUGUGGUUUUGCAACAGGGUUUUGGGGUGUUAUUGGACUUUUGUUGCUCAUGAAGCAGUGGAGACAGAAGCUUUUCACCUUUGUGGAGGAAACCAUUGAGAAUAUUUCCUAA